This is a messenger RNA of Lotus japonicus, 3875 nucleotides long. RefSeq names its product serine/threonine-protein phosphatase BSL3-like. The transcript has 21 exons. Gene Ontology annotation, biological process: brassinosteroid mediated signaling pathway. Gene Ontology annotation, molecular function: protein binding; phosphoprotein phosphatase activity. The coding region runs from base 337 to 3312 and encodes 991 amino acids. The record is from RefSeq and is a predicted model, not a curated record. NCBI's taxonomy places the organism in Eukaryota, Viridiplantae, Streptophyta, Magnoliopsida, Fabales, Fabaceae.
CUGUGUUUUGUUGUGGGCUUGAGAUUUUCUCCGUUCCCGUUUCGUUUCUGCGACCGCUUCUUUUCCUUUUCUCUGGGUUUCAACUUUCAACGACGCAGAAGAGAGAGAGAGAGAGAGAGAGAGAGAGAAAGAGAAGAAGAAGAAGAAGAGAGAGAAGAGAAAAACCUAGAGACUGAGGUUGAAGAAUUUGCGUGUUCUGGAGUUUCUUCUGGUCUUCGAAUUGAAGAAUCAGGGAUCUGAGGUGUUUGGAUUCCUCAAAAUGUUGAUUCGGAAUACGAAUUUACAGGAAUUCUAGCUCGAUCUUCACGGAAUUCCUCGAAUCUUAGGGUUGAACCAAUGGAUGUUGAUUCCUCGAUGGUGCCGGACGCCGAUCACGAUCCAGCUACAGAGAAUCACGCCGCGGCUGAGGAAGACGGAGAGAAGCUUCCAGAGCCUCCGUCAUCCGAGGGUGGAUCUCCGGCGCAGCCACAGAGCUCGGUGGUUGGGCCGAGGCUGGCGCCAACUUAUACUGUGGUGAAUGCGGUUAUGGAUAAGAAGGAGGACGGGCCGGGGUCGAGGUGCGGCCACACGUUGACGGCUGUGGCGGCGGUCGGAGAGGAGGGGACGCCGGGGUAUAUUGGUCCGAGGCUGAUUUUGUUCGGUGGUGCCACUGCGCUUGAAGGCAAUUCUGCGGCUUCAGGGACUCCUUCUUCUGCUGGAAAUGCUGGCAUACGUUUGGCUGGUGCCACGGCUGAUGUCCACUGUUAUGAUGUCUUGACUAAUAAAUGGUCUAGGUUAACUCCCUAUGGAGAACCUCCAACACCAAGGGCUGCACAUGUGGCAACUGCUGUUGGUACCAUGGUUGUUAUUCAGGGUGGCAUUGGUCCUGCUGGUUUGUCAGCAGAGGACCUUCAUGUUCUUGAUCUCACGCAACAAUGGCCCCGCUGGCAUAGAGUAUCUGUUCAGGGCCCUGGACCAGGGCCACGCUAUGGACAUGUAAUGGCUUUGGUGGGGCAGAGGUAUCUUAUGGCAAUUGGAGGCAAUGAUGGAAAAAGACCUUUGGCUGAUGUGUGGGCCUUGGACACAGCUGCCAAGCCUUAUGAGUGGCGCAAGUUAGAGCCUGAAGGAGAGGGACCACCUCCAUGCAUGUAUGCAACUGCAAGUGCACGCUCGGAUGGGCUUCUUCUGCUUUGUGGAGGGAGGGAUGCCAAUAGUGUUCCAUUGGCUAGUGCAUAUGGACUUGCUAAGCAUAGAGAUGGUCGUUGGGAAUGGGCUAUUGCUCCAGGUGUCUCACCAUCUCCAAGAUAUCAACAUGCAGCGGUAUUUGUGAAUGCAAGACUCCAUGUGUCUGGUGGGGCUCUUGGUGGAGGACGGAUGGUCGAGGACUCAUCAAGUGUUGCAGUAUUGGACACUGCUGCUGGUGUUUGGUGUGAUGCAAAAUCUGUUGUAACCAGUCCAAGGACUGGUAGAUACAGCGCUGAUGCAGCUGGAGGAGACGCUGCAGUUGAGUUGACUCGGCGUUGUAGGCAUGCUGCGGCUGCUGUUGGUGAUCUAAUUUUUAUUUAUGGUGGUUUACGUGGGGGAAUCUUGCUUGAUGACCUACUUGUUGCUGAAGAUCUUGCUGCUGCUGAAACAACAUCUGCUGCUUCACAUGCUGCUGCUGCAGCAGCUGCAUCUAAUGUACAAGCAGGACACUUGCCUGGACGAAAUGGCUUUGUUGAUGAUAGAACGAGACAAGCGAUGCCUGAAGCGGCUGCUGAUGGUUCUGUUGUAUUAGGCAAUCCAGUUGCUCCCCCAAUGAAUGGUGACAUUUAUACGGAUAUCAGCACUGAAAAUGCCAUGCUUCAGGGACCUCGGCAAACUGCCAAAGGAGUUGAGUAUCUGGUUGAAGCAUCUGCAGCAGAAGCUGAAGCUAUCAGUGCCGCACUGGCUGCUGCAAAGGCACGACAAGAGAAUGGACUCAAUGGAGAAGUUGAAUUGCCUGACAGAGACCGUGGGGCGGAGGCUACCCCAAGUGGGAAACACACAUCUUCCUUGAUUAAGCCUGAUUCUGUUGGGUCAAAUAACAUUGCUUCUGGUGGAGUUCGGCUGCAUCACAGAGCUGUAGUUGUUGCUGCCGAGACUGGUGGAGCCUUAGGUGGUAUGGUUAGACAACUUUCAAUUGAUCAAUUUGAAAAUGAAGGCAGGCGUGUCAGUUAUGGGACUCCGGAAAAUGCAACUGCUGCUAGAAAAUUGUUAGAUCGGCAGAUGUCAAUCAAUAGUGUGCCCAAAAAGGUCAUAGCACACCUCUUAAAGCCUCGUGGAUGGAAACCACCAGUACGCCGACAGUUUUUCUUAGAUUGUAAUGAAAUUGCUGAUCUCUGUGAUAGUGCUGAGCGGAUAUUUUCAACAGAACCAAGUGUCUUACAACUUAGUGCUCCGAUUAAAAUAUUUGGUGAUUUACAUGGGCAGUUUGGGGAUCUCAUGCGCCUUUUUGACGAGUAUGGUGCACCGUCCACUGCCGGUGAUAUUGCAUAUAUCGAUUAUCUAUUCCUAGGAGAUUAUGUUGAUAGGGGACAGCACAGCCUGGAAACUAUAUCCCUUCUUCUUUCUCUGAAGGUUGAGUAUCCCAACAAUGUACAUUUAAUACGUGGAAAUCAUGAAGCUGCAGAUAUUAAUGCUCUUUUUGGUUUUCGAAUUGAGUGCAUUGAGAGGAUGGGUGAGAGAGAUGGAAUUUGGACAUGGCAUCGAAUGAACCGGUUAUUUAAUUGGCUUCCUCUGGCGGCUUUAAUUGAAAAAAAAAUUAUUUGCAUGCAUGGUGGGAUCGGUCGUUCAAUAAGUCAUGUGGAGCAGAUUGAGAAUAUUCAGCGUCCAAUUCCGAUGGAAGCAGGGUCAAUUGUGCUCAUGGAUCUAUUAUGGUCUGAUCCUACAGAGAAUGACAGUGUGGAAGGACUGCGGCCAAAUGCUAGAGGUCCUGGAUUAGUUACUUUUGGUCCUGAUCGGGUUGUGGAAUUUUGCAACAACAAUGAUCUUCAGCUAAUUGUUCGUGCACAUGAAUGUGUGAUGGAUGGAUUUGAGCGUUUUGCCCAGGGACAUCUUAUCACGCUUUUCUCAGCUACAAAUUAUUGUGGUACCGCAAAUAAUGCUGGGGCAAUAUUAGUUUUGGGCAGAGACCUUGUUGUGGUUCCUAAGCUGAUUCAUCCAUUACCACCUGCAAUUUCUUCACCAGAAACGUCACCUGAACGUCAUAUUGAAGAUACAUGGAUGCAGGAGUUGAAUGCUAACAGACCGGCGACACCAACUAGAGGCCGUCCCCAAGUAACAAAUGACCGAGGCUCGCUCGCUUGGAUGUAGUGAUCAUUAAGAUUGUCCCAUAUAUAUGCCCUACUGGCUUGUGCUAUCGCCUAGUUUUAGUGUUUUGUAUAUAGCACGAUGCGAUUUACGCGGGGGGAGCCUCCAAACCUGUGAUCUUAAUCCCUACAGAAAGCUUGGCUUUCUUAGUUUUGGUUCUGACCCCUCAAUUGGCGGGCCUUUAUAAGUUACAAGUUCAACAUACAAGAUUGGCAGCCACUGCUACUUGACCUUGCAAAGCUAGAAGUUGCUGUCUGGGUUCCACCCACCCUUUGUAAAUUGAGCAUAGGUUAUGAAGUCAAGGUUAUGGUUCUUUGUCAUGGAUUGUCUGUGAUGGCUAUUUUUGUCAUUAAAUUUUUCAUUUUUUUUACAUCUUGCCCCCUAGGUUGUUAUUGGGCUUUUGUUAAUCUAGAGGACAAGAGGGUUUUUUGCUUUUUUUUUAAUGUGAUGGUGAGAUAUAUAAAUCAGAAAUCUUAGCGGUCCUUGUAUCAUAGGUGUGCUCUGUGUAAUUUUCAUCUUUGUACAAUUAAUUUUUGUGUGAUUUAAUCUGAUGAAGAGUUCGUGAA